AUGAAGCUCACCCUUACGACCGCGUCUCUCCUCGCCGUCUGCCUGGUGGUCGCAGACGAUAUUCCGACAAAGACAGACUACAAGCCGCCUUCAAAACAAUGUCCGACUACCUUGACCGUCACGGCGCCAGUGGACUGCAGCGGCUGCACCACGAUGAUUUACAAGACUACGGCGACGGAUAGUGUGGAUUGCCAUGGGUGCAAGAAGUUGAUGACGAGCACGACGUGGUUGCCUUGGGGUGGGCUGUGCCCGGCUUGUGUUGGAGGUGUGCAGACCGAGUAUAAUAAUACGGGGACGUCGACGGUGACUUCUUGUUCGCCUACGCCUUUUGCGCCUGGGGGUUUGGCUUCGAAGAACUAA
Molecule: messenger RNA, 360 nt
Organism: Zasmidium cellare ATCC 36951
Lineage: Eukaryota; Fungi; Ascomycota; Dothideomycetes; Mycosphaerellales; Mycosphaerellaceae
Exons: 2
Coding region: 1-360 (119 amino acids)
Source: RefSeq, a predicted model, not a curated record